GUGUUCACCCCUAAGACGGGCAACGUCCCUCCCCGCAUGCCAAGACACCCUCUCGGUCUUCGCGGUGUCCGAUCAGCCGUCGAUGAUUAAUGCGAACAAUCCGCAACUGACGAAUGUUUCUGGACCUUGGAAAUAUGGAUGUCCGACUUGCCGUAUAAAUACGUCAACAUGCCAUCUUAGAAUGCCGCAUUCAUCCCUUGCAUUUCCAUCAAUUAUUAACGCCAUUCCCCACUCCAUCAAAAAACGCAAAUAAAUUCAUUGCCACCCCUUCAGCAAUUUUCAGCAUGGCAGGAAGAGCAGUUCUCAUCACUGGCGCUACCGGCAAACAAGGUGGCUCAGUCGUCAACGCAUUGCUCAAAGCCAAUGCUCCCUUUGAAAUACUCGCUCUUACUCGCAACGCGCAGUCACCGUCCGCUCAAAAGCUCAUCAAGAAAUCUCCAAAGAUCAAGCUAGUCACUGGCAACCUUGAUGCCAUCGAAGACGCUUUCCGCACCGCCAAAAAUGCUACCAAGUUGCCAAUCUGGGGAGUCUUCAGUGUCCAGGUGCCGAUGGGCAAUGGCCAGAAUGCCGCGAGCGAAGAACGCCAAGGCAAGGCUCUCAUUGAUGCCGCUAUCACCAACGGCGUGAAACACUUUGUCUACUCCUCCGUCGACCGGGGAGGAUCAAGAUCAGACACCGACCCGACGAACGUUCCCCACUUUAUCAGCAAGCACAACAUCGAGCAACACCUGUUCCACAAGGCUAAAGGCAGCGGUAUGAACUGGACCGUCCUACGGCCCGUGGCCUUCUUCGAGAACCUGGUGCCUGGAUUCUUUGGGAAGGUAUUCACGACGAGCUGGGAGAUGGUGCUGCGCAAGGAGCAGACGCUGCAGUUGAUUGCGACAAGCGAUAUUGGUUUCUUCGCUUCUCAGGCCUUCCUCGGUCUGGACGAGUAUAAGGAUCAGAGUCUGUCGAUUGCGGGGGAUGAGAUGACUUACGGCGAGUUCAAGAGAACCUUUGAGCAGACAACGGGCGAGAAGAUUCCUACGACUUAUCGUUUCGUGGCGGCGCUUAUCAACUGGAUGGUCAAGGAGCUGGGGUAUAUGUACAAGUGGUUCCGGGAUGUUGGCUAUGGGGCCGAUAUUCAGCACUUGAAGAAAUUGAACCCGGAGUUGAGGGACUUUAAGACCUGGCUUGAGACGGAGAGCGCAUGGAAGUCGCGCUGAACGCUACAUAGUGGAGAAUUUGAAGUUUGGCAGCGGUUGAAUUUGUUUCGUCUCAUAACCAGGAGUUCGCUUAUCUUCUUCUUCUAACGGUCUUCCUCCGCGCGCCCCGCCGCUUUGGACAUAGCCAGCAAAUGGAAGCGCGCUGUCUGCUCCGAAAAUAGCCAGCACGUGACAGAUAAACGCUAGAGAAGAACGCCACACUUCAAGUCUAUAUGGCACACUAUCUUUAGUCCCUCUUUCAACUCAGCUCUCAUCGCUCCCUUAGGACCCGUUCUUUGUCAAGAAGCACAAUGGAUUAUUUCGAG
This is a messenger RNA of Trematosphaeria pertusa, 1510 nucleotides long. Its product is annotated as NAD(P)-binding protein. NCBI's taxonomy places the organism in Eukaryota, Fungi, Ascomycota, Dothideomycetes, Pleosporales, Trematosphaeriaceae. The transcript has 2 exons. The record is from RefSeq and is a predicted model, not a curated record. Bases 285 to 1205 code for a protein of 306 amino acids.